AUGGCAGAUGCAGUGGUCCAACUACGAUGCGGAGUCAAGAACGAUGACUGGGGGAAGAAAGGAAAAGACUCCGUGGUUGCUCAGUUGUGGUCUAAAACUCCAGGAAGCCCGCCCAUUGAUAACAACCAGACCUAUUCCGAGAUGUGGAUGGGCACUUAUCCAUCAAACCAGUCAUACCUUAUCACAACGGGUGAGCCAUUGGGUGAGUAUUUGAAGAAGAACCCACAACUGGUGGGUAAGUCAGUUUUGGAUCGCUGGGGAGCCGAGAUUCCUUUUCUCCCUAAGAUAUUGUCGUUCUCCAAGGCUCUGCCACUUCAGAUCCAUCCAGAUCUGAAACUUGCAAAGCUGUUGCAUCAACAAGAUCCGAAGAAAUAUGGCGACACCAUGCAUAAGCCAGAGAUUGCCAUUGCAUUAUCCAAGUUCGAGCUCUUCGCAGGCUGGAAACCUCUGAAGGAUAUAGAGGCAUUAUGCAAGCUCAAACCGCUCGAGAAGUUUGUCCCUUCAUCUCCGAGCUUUACAGAUGAGUCUCUUCGAGAGACAUGCAAGUUGAUGCUAAAGGCCUCGCCGGAAACGGUUGCUACAACAAUCAAAGAGUUGCAGAAUAUCCCUGAAUCUCAAUUUGGCUCAGAUCAGUAUAUCCCUGGUCUGCUGGAUCGUCUGAGCAAGCAGUACACGCCAUGCGACAACGGCAAUUUGGUUGCGGCUAUUUUGAUGAAUUACCUCAUCCUAGGACCUGGAGAUUCCGUCUGGGUUCCAGCUGAUAGUGUCCAUGCAUACUUGGAAGGGGAUAUUGUUGAAUGCAUGGCCAGAUCUGACAAUGUCAUCAAUACUGGCUUUUGUCCGGCUACGGAACGUGACAGCGUUGAUCUGUUUGCGCAGGCGUUGUCUUUUAUCCCACACAAUGCUCAAGAUGCGCUUCUGCCCCGUCAGAAAAGUGACAAAGGCAUGCAUGGGAAGACGGAUGUAUAUGCACCUCCAACCAGCGAGUUCAAUAUGCUUCUGACCAGUCUUGGACCGGGUGAGAAGGAAACCCACAAGGCUAUUCUUGGUCCUAGCUUGAUGAUUGUGACCAAGGGAUGUGGCAACAUGAAGAUACCGGGAAACCAGACAAUUGAGAUGAAAGAAGGAUAUGUGUUCUUCGUGGGACAAGGUGUCGCGUUGGACUUCAAUACCGCGAAAGGUAUUGCGAUUUAUCGCGCAUAUGCAGAGUGA
Molecule: messenger RNA, 1212 nt
Organism: Penicillium malachiteum
Lineage: Eukaryota; Fungi; Ascomycota; Eurotiomycetes; Eurotiales; Aspergillaceae
Exons: 4
Coding region: 1-1212 (403 amino acids)
Biological process (GO): GDP-mannose biosynthetic process; carbohydrate metabolic process
Cellular component (GO): cytosol
Molecular function (GO): zinc ion binding; mannose-6-phosphate isomerase activity
Source: RefSeq, a predicted model, not a curated record